AUGGAAGAAAGACUCACGAAAAAAGAGGCAAAGCACUGGCUAAAAUGUAUGUUUGCAACAUACAAGACCAGGGAUGCACGAGAAGAAGUUAAUGAACUACGACACCUACAGGACACGGAAAUAUGUGAUGGGGAUAUGAUCAGCUUCUUCGAUUGUCUUUUAAAUCUCCUUCAUGAUCCUGCACACCUUAAUAGUUUUAAGCCGGCAAUUGAUGCACGCACUUACCUUAAACAGCUUCAGCAAGACACUAUGCCCUUAUCCAAAAAGGCGGUGACUAGCACGUUGAAAAACAUCUAUGAGGACCGAAUGGAUGAGUUCCGUGGAAGGUUAAUAGAGUUCUAUACGACGACGAAGGAAACAGUGUCCAUUUCACCCUUAUGGGAAGGUCUUGACAAAUCCAUCUGGGAUGUCUAUGUGCAGCCGAAAUUGAGCCAAGUUACAGUUGAGAGAGAUGGAUCUCGAACGAAAACAGAAAACGUUGUUCAUCAGUACAAAGACUUAUUUUACAAAGAUGAAAAGCUCAAUAGCCGUGUAUUUGUUCAAGGAGAACCCGGAAUGGGGAAGACAACAUUCCUUACUAAACUGGCGCUAGACUGGUGUGAUGCAGUGUCUGUGCACAAUCCUGAUCACAAAGCUACAUUUAGUGACGUCGACACUUUGAAAGAGUUUCGGUUUCUCUUUCAAAUAUCACUAAGAGAUGCAAAGGACCAGCGUGAGGUUAUAGAGAUGAUCAAAACACAAAUAAUAGAUAUGGUUUACAUUGGUUAUAAACGUGAAGAGACCGUUAAGCUUUUAUCACAAAUCCUAGAACGAGAGACAUACAUCAUAACUAUUGAUGGGCUUAAUGAAUGGGUUGAUCGAUUGAAUAAAUGCGUUAUACCCUUACUUGCACGAUGUCAUGCAAAGUGCGUGUAUGUAAUAACAUCAAGGCCAUGGAAAAUGGCGGAUGAGAGAAUUAAAAAUUCUGAAAUUAACAGUUUAAUAGAAAUCGAAGGAAUUAUUGAUUCAGAAGAACUAACCAAGCAAAUAAUACAAACUAUCCAAACUGGUGAUGCAAAUGCACACACUGAAUUCAUGAAGUACGUUAACGAACGUCAAUUGAGGAAUUUGUUAACGUCACCCUGGCUGCAAACUCUGUUAGUCAAUUUGUGGAUGAACAAGAUGACAUUUAAAGGUUCCUUGUGUGAACUUAAUUGUAUUCUACUGGACAUACUUUUUAAGAAUGCACAUGCUGAAAAGGGAUAUUUUCAAACAGGGAAUUCGUUUCCGUGUUUAUCAAAUACACGUUUUAUUCAACGGCAAAUUGAUAUUUUUGAUGCGCUUGCGAAUGUUGCGUUUAAUUUUACGUUUUCGUCGACCAAAUGCCUAGUAUUCAACGAACGGUCUUUAUUGAACUACAUGUCAAAAGAUCAGUUGGAAUUCUGCCUCCAUGCUGGUGUAAUAACAAAAAGAUACAGCUCCGCCAUUGGGGAUCAGUAUGCACAGUUUUCAUUUAUACACGAGACAGUGCAGGAAUUCAUGGCUGCCUAUUAUAUCGCACGUUCAAAGCUAGACCUUAUGACACAUUUCCGAACCGAAUCUAAAUAUAAUGUGUUAGAAAUAAGCCAGACAAUAAUUUACCUAUGUGGACUUGACUGUAAAAUAGCAAAUAAACUGAUAAACUGUUUAGCUGACGUGGAGUUCCUUAAUGACAUAAGCCACGGACUGAGCAUGUACGUUAACGGAUUUCUACCUGAAGAACAAUUAUUGGCUUUUCAGACAGACAAUAGCACACAGAAAAACGUUUUAAAAUCAAAACAUAGUCAAAUGGAUGUGGACAAACGUUGCCUCGCACUAUCAGUCUUAUUCCAGCGCAUGUUAAUUGCUGGAUAUAUUGAAGCAAAGGCGAGCGGCGAGAAGGAAAUUUGCCUGAAUUGUAGGGACUUUACUUUUAAUAAAUAUCUGAUUGAGUCGGAUUCAAAUGCAUUAAAGGAACUUUUAUUGUCAAACAAUUCAGAUGUUCGGUCACUUAUUUUAAAAAGUAAUGUAAUGCAAAAAAGCGAUAUAGUAAACAUUAUACAGCUAUCAAAACGUAGUCUUACACGUGUAAUGAUGACAGUGACUCCGGAAAUUAAUAAAGCCUUAUUUCAUACGAGCAUACAGGAGCUACAUUAUAUGGGGAAGAUUGACGUAUCAUCAUUUUCCUGUGUACUUCCGUCCCUGUCGCAAUUAACGUUUUUAAGAAUUGAAGAAUCAACUUUUCCGGAAGACAUAGUUCUUCCAGACACAAUACAACGUAUUCUUUUGUUGAAAUGUACAUGCACUGCUGUGUUUCUACGACGGUUACUAGUGCGCUUAUCGUCAUUAAAACACGAUGUUAUUUUUCACUCUUCUAAUCUGAAUGUAACUGAUUACAACACGCACCUAUUUCAGACAGAGUUAUUGUCCAGUGAUUUGAAAAAUAUCAUCCUACAUGUGAGAGACGGCAAAAGAUAUCUGUACAAUUUGAUGGAAAGUACAUCUAUACGGAUCCUAAGCCUUACAUCAGCUGAUGAUGCCUCAUUAGCAUCAGAUAUUCUUCACACGCUCAACAAGCUAACAACGCUCUAUUUGCGGGGGAUCUAUACGGGUCGAUGUGAUCUCAAACUGCCCGCUUCAUUGCAGUGUAUUAGUCUGGAGAAAGUCGAAUGUUCAUCUGAGUGGCUGAGCAGCUUGUUGAUCACGCUCUCUUCAUUAGAUCAUCCUGUCGAGUGUCAGCUGCGGCAUGUCGUAUUGCAGUCUAGUGGAGACACCAUUGUAGACGAAUCACAUACACAUAUAUCGGACUUACGAUCUGAAAUACUGUCAAAUGACAUGUCCAAUAUCAAGAUACUGGUGAUAAAUGGCAGUAAAGAAUUGUUUGAAAUAUUACGUGAUACAAGUAUAGGGAUCCUAGAUCUCAGAACGGCUGAUAGUGCCUCAUUAGCAUCAGAGAUGCUUCACACGCUCAACAAGCUAACAAAGCUCUAUUUGUGGGGGACCUAUACGGGUCGAUGUGAUCUCAAGUUGCCUGCUUCAUUACAGUGUAUUAGUCUACAGGAAUGCGAAUGUUCACCUGAGUGGCUGUGCAGCUUGUGGAUCACGCUCUCUUCAUUAGAUCAUCCUGUCGAGUGUGAGCUGCGGGAUGUUGUAUUGCAGUAUAGUGGAGACACCCUUGGAGACGAAUUACAUACACAUGUAUCGGGCUUGCGAUCUGAAAUACUGUCAAAUGACAUGUCCAAUAUCAAGAUACUGGUGAUAAAUGGCAGUACAGAAUUGUUUGAAAUAUUACGUGAUACAAGUAUAGGGAUCCUAGAUCUCAGAACGGCUGAUAGUGCCUCAUUAGCAUCAGAGAUUCUUCACACGCUCAACAAGCUAACAAAGCUCUAUUUGUGGGGGACCUAUACGGGUCGAUGUGAUCUCAAGUUGCCUGCUUCAUUGCAGUGUAUUAGUCUGGUAAGAGGCGAAUGUUCAUCUGAGUGGCUGUGCAGCUUGUUGAUCACGCUUUCUUCAUUAGAUCAUCCUGUCGAGUGUCAGCUGCGGCAUGUCGUAUUGCAGUCUAGUGGAGACACCCUUGGAGACGAAUUCAAUACACAUGUAUCGGACUUACGAUCUGAAAUACUGUCAAAUGACAUGUCUAAUAUCAAGAUACUGGUGAAAAAUGGCAGUAAAGAAUUGUUUGAAAUACUACGUGAUACAAGUAUAGGAAUGAUAGCUCUCAGAACGGCUGAUAGUGUCUUAUUAGCUUCAGAGAUUCUUCACACGCUCUACAAGCUAACAACGCUCUAUUUGUGGGGGACCUAUACGGGUCGAUGUGAUCUCAAGAUUCCUGCUUCAUUGCAGUGUAUUAGUCUGCAGAAAUGCGAAUGUUCAUCUAAGUGGCUGUGCAGCUUGUUGAUCACGCUGUCUUCAUUCGAGCAUCAUGUCAAGUGUGAGCUGUUGGAUGUUGUAUUGCAGUCUAGUGGAGACACCCUUGGAGACGAAUUACAUACACAUGUAUCGGGCUUGCGAUCUGAAAUACUGUCAAAUGACAUGUCCAAUAUCAAGAUACUGGUGAUAAAUGGCAGUAAAGAAUUGUUUGAAAUAUUACGUGAUACAAGUAUAGGAAUGAUAGCUCUCAGAACGGCUGAUAGUGCCUCAUUAGCAUCAGAGAUUCUUCACACGCUCUACAAGCUAACAACGCUCUAUUUGUGGGGGACCUAUACGGGUCGAUGUGAUCUCAAGUUGCCUGCUUCAUUGCAGUGUAUUAGUCUGGUAAGAGGCGAAUGUUCAUCUGAGUGGCUGUGCAGCUUGUUGAUCACGCUCUCUUCAUUAGAUCAUCCUGUCGAGUGUGAGCUGUGGGAUGUUGUAUUGCAGUCUAGUGGAGACACCCUUGGAGACGAAUUACAUACACAUGUAUCGGGCUUGCGAUCUGAAAUACUGUCAAAUGACAUGUCCAAUAUCAAGAUACUGGUGAUAAAUGGCAGUAAAUAAUUGUUUGAAAUAUUACGUGAUACAAGUAUAGGGAUCCUAGAUCUCAGAACGGCUGAUAGUGCCUCAUUAGCAUCAGAGAUUCUUCACACACUCAACAAGCUAACAAAGCUCUAUUUGUGGGGGACCUAUACGGGUCGAUGUGAUCUCAAGAUUCCUGCUUCAUUGCAGUGUAUUAGUCUGGUAAGAGGCGAAUGUUCAUCUGAGUGGCUGUGCAGCUUGUGGAUCACGCUCUCUUCAUUAGAUCAUCAUGUCGAGUGUGUGCUGUGUGAUGUUGAAUUGCAUUCAAGUGAAGAAACCCGUGGAGACAAAUCACAUACAUAUGUAUCGGACUUACGAUCUGAAAUACUUUCAUAUGACAUGUCAAAUAUUAUGAUUAUAGUGUACAAGGUCAGUAAGGAACUGUUGGAAAUAUUACGUGAUACAAGUAUAGGGAUUCUAGUCAAGAGAACAGCUGAUUGUGUCUCAUAAGUAUCAGAGAUUCUUUACACGCUCAGCAGAUUUACACAGCUCUGUAUGUGUGGGACCUUUACGGAUCGAUGUGAUUUUAAGUUGCCUGCUUCAUUGCAGUCUAUAUGUCUUUGGAAAUUCGAAUGUUCAUCUGACUGGCUAUGUAGCUUGUUGAGCACGCUCUCUUUAUUGCAACAUCCUGUCAAGUGUGAGCUGGGUGAUGUUGUAUUGCAGUCUAGUGAAGAGAGCCGUAUAGACGAAUCGCUUACACAUGUAUCGAAUUUGCGAUCAGAAAUACUGUCGGAUGACAUGUUCGACAUUGCAAUAUAAGUACACACUGGCAGUGUUGAACUGUUUGAAAUAUUACGAAAUACAAGGUUAGGGAUUCUAGACCUGAGAACGGCUGAUUGUGCCUCAUUAGCAUUAGAGAUUCUCCACACGCUGAACAGGCUUACGUGGCUGUAAUUGUGGGGGACCUAUACAGGUCGAUGUGAUCUCAAGCCGUCAGCUUCAUUGCAGUAUAUUAGUCUGCAGAAAGUCGAAUGUUCAUCUGAGUGGCUAUGUAUCGUGUUGAUCACGCUCUCUUUAUUAGAUCAUCCUGUCAAGUGUGAAUUGUGUUAUGUUGUAUUUCAGUCAAGUGAAGAAACUCGUGGGGACGAAUCACAUAUACAUGUAUCGUACUAACGGUCAGAAAUGCUUUCACAUUUGUGGACAAGGUCAGUAAGGAAUUGUUUGAAAUAUUACGUGAUACAAGUAUAGGGAUUCUAGACCUGAGAACGGCUGAUUGUGCCUCAUUAGCAUCAGAGAUUCUGUACACACUGAACAGGCUUACAGAGCUGUAUUUGUGUGGAACCUAUACAGGUCGAUGUGAUCUCAAGCUGCCUGCGUCAUUGUAGUGUAUUAGUCUUCAGAAAAUCUAAUGUUCAAGUGGCUAUGUAGCUUGUUGAUCACGCUCUCUUUAUUAGAUCAUCCUGUCAAGUGUAAGCUGUAUGAUGUUGUAUUGUAGUCAAGUGAAGAACCCCGAAGAGACGAAUCACAUACAUGUACACAUGUAUUGGACUAACGAUCUGAAAUACUUUCACAUGACUUGUCAAAUAUUAUGAUAUUGGUGGACAAGUUCAGUAUUAUUCUGUUUGAAAUAUUACAUGAUACAAGUAUAUGGAUUCUACAACUGAGAACGGCUGAUUGUGCCUCAUUAGCAUCAGAGAUUCUGCGAACGCUGAACAGGUUUACGUGGCUGUAUUUGUGCGGGACAUAUACAGGUCGAUGUGAUCUCAAGCUGCCUGCUUCAUUGGAGAGUAUAAGUCUGCAGAAAUUCGAAUGUUCAUCUGAGUGGCUAUGCAGCUUAUUGAUCACGCUCUCUUUAUUAGAUCAUCCUGUCAAGUGUGAGCUGUGUGAUGUUGUAUAGCAGUCAAGUGAAGAAACCCGAGGAGACGAAUCAUAUACACAUGUAUCGAACGUACGAUCUGAAAUACUGUCACAUGACAUGUCAAAUAUUAUGAUAUUGGUGUACAAGGUCAGUAAGGAACUGUUUGAAAUAUUACGUGAUACAAGUAUAGGGAUUCUUAACCUGAGAAAGGCUGAUUGUGCGUCAUUAGCAUCAGAGAUUCUUCACACACUCAGCAGGCUUACAAAGCUCUAUUUGUGUGGGACCUUUACGGAUCGAUGUGAUUUCAAGUUGCCUGCGUCAUUGCAGUCUAUAAGGCUUCCGAAAGUCGAAUGUUCAUCUGAGCGGCAAGAUAGCUUGUUGAUCACGCUCUCUUUAUUAGAUCUCCCUGUUAAGCGCUCUCUUUAUUAGAUCUUCCUGUUAAGUGGGAGCUGUGUGAUGUUGUAUUGCAGUCAAGUGAAGAAACCCGUGCAGACGAAUCACUACCACGUGUGUCGGAGUUGCGAUCUGAAAUAUUGUCACAUGACAUAUGCAAUAUUGAAAUAUUAGUGCACACAGGCAGUGUGUAACUGUUUGAAAUAGUAAGUGACACAAGUAUAGGGAUCCUUGACCGGAGAACGGCUGAUUGUGCCUCAUUAUCAUCAGAGAUUCUUCACGCGCUCAACAAACUAAAAAAGCUUUAUUUGUAGGAAACCAAAACAGGUUGAUGUUAUGUCAAGCUGCCUUCUUCAUUACAGUACAUAAGUCUGAAUGAAGGCGAAUGUUAAUCUGAGUGGCUUUGCAGCUUAUUGAUAACGCUAUCUGAAGUACGGCAUCAAGUUGAGUGUCACAUGUUUAAUUUUCUUGUAAAACCUAGCGAUACAGAAAAAGUUAUUGCGACUGACAUUAAUGAUGUUCGUCGUGACUUGUCAUUUGACUAUUGUAAUGUUGAACUGUACUUUAAAAACAAUUGUAGAUUCCCCUUUGAUCUGUUUUGUGGUACGACUAUAUUUGUACUUAUAUAAAUAUACUGUAAUAUUAAGUCAAGUGCAAUGCAUUUGGAACCGCCCUUAUUGAACUAUGCAGAUUUGUCGAAUGUUGAAUUGGAGAUUAUGAUCGAUUGCCUUGGGUUGUAUAAAAGGCUUCUCACAAUGCAUAUUACAUAAACCAGUCUUAACAUGACGCAAAUCGAGCACGCCGACAUGCUAUCACAUACACAUGACACAAGUCGGGCACGCCCACAUGCUGUCACAUACACAUGACACAAAUUGAGCACGCCGAAUGUUGUCACAGACACAUGACAUAAAUUGAGCACGCCGAAUGCUGUCAAAGACACAUGACACAAAUCGAGCACGCCGACAUGCUUUCACAGACACAUUACACAAAUUGAGCAUGCCGAAUGCUGUCACAGACACAUUACACAAAUUGAGCACGCCGAAUGUUGUCACAGACACAUUACACAAAUUGAGCACGCCGACAUGCUGUCACAGACACAUUACACUAAUUGAGCACGCCGAAUGUUGUCACAGACACAUAACACACAUUGAGUACGCCGAAUGCUGUCACAGACACAUUUCACAAAUUGAGCACGCCGACAUGCUGUUACAGACAUAUUACACAAAUUGAGCACGCCGAAUGCUGUCACAGACACAUUACACUAAUUGAGCACGCCGACAUGCUGUCACAGACACAUGACACAAAUUGAGCACGCCGACAUGCUGUCACAGACACAUGACACAAAUUGAUCACGCCGAAUGCUGUCACAGACACAUGACACAAAUUGAGCACGCCGAAUGUUGUCACAGACACAUUACACAAAUUGAGCACGUCGACAUGCUGUCACAUACACAUGACACAAAUCGAGCACGCCGAAUGCUGUCACAGACACAUUACACAAAUUGAGCACGCCGAAUGUUGUCACAGACACAUGACACAAAUUGAGCACGCCGAAUGUUGUCACAGACACAUGACACAAAUUGAGCACGCCGAAUGUUGUCACAGACACUGCCUCUGCUCACCCACUUGGAGCAGUUAAAGCUUUGUAUAAAAAGAACUUAUAUGGAGAUGAAACUACCGGGAAGAAUGUGUUUAUAAUUUACGCAACAUUUUCCCCAUCGUUGCAACAUUCGGUGCAGGCUAUGUCCACUUCAAAACAUAAUGUAAAUUGUAAACAGCUGUACCGUGUCGACGGCGAUGAACACGAAUAUACGAGAAUCAGAUAAGAAGUUAGUUACUGAUAUAUCUUUUAAUAUCAUGUUCAUGUGCCUCAUGAAACGAAUUUUGUUAGUUCAGGUUAGUUCAAAGUAUUAUUAUAUUAUUUCAAAUUUUCAUAUGUAGACAUAACAUAUGUACUUAACAAUAUAUUUGAUAUAAUGUUGUAAUUAAUAAGCUUCAUUAGAACUUGACGUAAUAACACAUAUCUAAUUACAUCUAUACUAUUGAUAGUUGUUAAUAUAAUAAUGCAUUAUUUAAUAAUACAUGUAUGCAUUGUUGCAGUGCAAUAUAUUAUUACUUUGUUUAAUCUCAAACUAUUUGCUUUGUUAACACUGUAUGCUUACUAUGUCCAAGUUGGCUUUUGGCCAUCUAGAUGUAUUGUUUAAUAAACUUAACUAUUGAACUAUUAUAGUGGACUGUAAAAAAGAAAACACGUAGCGUAACAAUACAAUAAGUCUGCAAGGUAAUAUAAUAUUAUUAAAGGUUUGUGUUAAAGUUGUAAUAGGUGCAUUAAUAGCUGUUAACAUAUAUAAUCACAUUCGUCUUUAACGUAUCUCUUCAUUUAAAAAAUGACCGUCUCUUCAACCGUCUUUGAGAGUGUGCGUAAAACUACGAAAGUUCGGUCUGAAUCAAAACAAAUAACAGUCCCAACACGUGGCCUUGGUUUCAAAAGUCUUUAUUCCUCUCGUUACAGCAUAUCUACUAACAUAAAUGCAUUUCUUAUGUAAGCAUGUUUAAAUAUCUACCACUUUAAUCUGGUUUAAACGAUAUGUGCGUUCAUUAGAGUGGAAUUGGUAAAUUGAUGUUACAGAUAAACAUUGGAAACAAGAAUUGAGAUUUUUCAUUUUGUCUUUAUAGGUUUGCUUUUUUUUUUAAACUAAGAUUUUUGGUGCAGAAUACCAUAUAAUAAUAUGCGGAGAAAGAACAGCUGAUCAAAAUGUCGUAUUACUGUUGUAAUACCAUAUGUUGUAAUACACAUACAGAAAUUCGUGGAGCAAAAUUGAGUUCAAGUUGUUAAAUACUGUCUCUGACGUUUUGCAAACCUAGUAAUAUACAUGAGACCAAAACUCUGUUUUUUCACUAUUUUAUUAGACAGCCCAUUUUGGAAAGAGGCGCGUUACAAUUACAACUACAACUAUAUAGUUAAACGUUGAAUGGGGUCAAGAAAAAAAAGAGCUUGAACAAACCAAAUGUCAUUUUCAUGUGCAGCUAUUCAUCAUUAUUUGUUAAAGAACAAAAAUCACUAUGCAGUUACUUCAAUACAUUCUUGUUGGGAUUUGUGUUAAAUUAUAUUUUAUGAUUAUAUGAGUUUAAUAAUGAUUGAAUGCCUUGUCGGGUUAUGGCGUAAGUUGAAUCUUUGAUAUGCGCUCGUGUUGAUGUUGCAUGUGAUAGUAGAAAGGUCAUAUAACGUUCACAAUGGCAUAAAUAUCCAUGACUACAAUCAUUAAAUAAACGAAAUUCCAAUG
Molecule: messenger RNA, 9963 nt
Organism: Dreissena polymorpha
Lineage: Eukaryota; Metazoa; Mollusca; Bivalvia; Myida; Dreissenidae
Exons: 5
Coding region: 1-4470 (1489 amino acids)
Source: RefSeq, a predicted model, not a curated record